Messenger RNA from Camellia sinensis, 705 nucleotides. The record is from RefSeq and is a predicted model, not a curated record. Lineage: Eukaryota; Viridiplantae; Streptophyta; Magnoliopsida; Ericales; Theaceae.
AUGGUGAAGGACUUUCCUGAUGUAUUUCCGAAUGAGUUACUCGAACAAUUAGUCGAUAGGGAGAUUGAAUUUACAAUUGAUGUAAUACCAGUUUCCACAUUAGCAUUGGUAAUGGUGCCAUAUGAGGCACUAUAUGGUGGAAACUGUAGAUCUCUAGUUUGUUGGACUGAGGAUGGUGAUAGGGCUAUAUAUGGGACAAAACUUGUGCAGCAAACAACUAAAAAGAUAAAGAUCGUUCAACAACGGCUCAAAACUGUACAAAGCCGACAGAAGAGUUGUGUGGAUCAGCGAAAAAGAGAUUUAGAGUAUGAAAUAGGGGAUCAUGUAUUUAUCAAAGUAACACCGAUGAAAGGGCAAACAAGAUUCGAUAAAAAAGGGAAAUCGACUCCUCGUUACAUUGGACAGUUCCAAAUCGUUGAAACAUUGGGUCCUAUUGCUUACCAAAUUGCCUUACCACUGGGAAUGGAACAAAUAGACAACGUAUUUCAUGUGUCUAUGCUUCGAGGCUACCUUAGAGAUCCAUUUCAUGUAAUUAAUUAUCACCUAAUUGCUUUAGAUGGAGAUAUGACCUAUGAAGAAUGGUCGGUGCAGAUUAUUAACCGACAGGUGAAACAGUUGAGAAAUAGAUCGAUUCUAAUGGUCACCGUAGAAUGGAGGGAACAUUAUAGGAAGGAAGCCACUUGGGAAAAAGAAGAUGAGAUGUGA